AUGCGGGGCCGUGAUUCUAACUUGGGCUUGUCUUUUGAGCCUUGGACCAGGAUUGCACAAAUUAAAUAUUCCAGUCCAUAUAUACGAUAUCUUGAUGUUGCAGAUGCUGUGAAACGGAGAACACUGCCAGCUUGGAUUCGUGAGGGACUGGAGAAGAUGGAACGAGAAAAGCAAAAAAAACUUGAAAAAGAAAGGUUAGAAAAAGAGCGUGCUCAAUCGUCAAAACACAAAAAAGAUCCAGAAGAGGUUCCUGAAGAAACUGAUGGGCCACGAUUGCCUCACAAAAGUAAAUUUGACAGUGAUGAAGAAGAUGAGUUUGAAACCACUGAAACCAAAAUUAGCGACAAACCAAGUAGGAGUCCCUCGCCAGUUGCUCAGGAAGAACAAAGCGAACCAGAAAUGACUGAAGAAGAAAAAGAAUUUCAGAUGAUGAUAAUGAUGAAGACUUUGCUUACAGAAGUUCUUUUAGAAGUAACAAAUGAAGAAAUCUAUUAUGUUGCCAGAGAUGUUCAUCGUAAAGCUACUAAAGCUCCUGCAAAGCAGCUGGCACAGUCCAGUGCACUGGCUUCUCUAACUGGACUUGGUGGACUGGGCGGGUAUGGCUCUGACAGUGAAGAUGAAAGGAGUGAGAGAGCCUCUGAAUCCUCUGACACAGAUGAUGAAGAACUACAUCGUAGAAUCAGACAAAAGCAGGAUGCCUUUCGACGUAAAGAAAGGGAAUUACAGCUUCUACAACAGCAACAGGAGAAACAAAUGGAAGAUGCAAAACAUCAACAAGAAGGCAAAUUUUUCAGGGAGGUGGAUAUUAAAGAACAGAAUAAAGAACAUAGUGGCAGUACAGUAAAGCAGGAUGGGAAAGAAAAAGAGUGUGAAACUGUCACUGAAAAGAAAAGAACUCAGAGCGAAACUGACCCCAACUUAGAAAUGAGUAAAAGUUUGAGUGAGAAAAAUUUGAAGGAAAAAUCUUCAAGAAACAGAAGCUCCUCCAGCAGCAGUAGUGGGAGUAGCAGCACCAGUGGCACCACUAGCAGCAGUAGUAGAUCCAGGAGUUCGACUUCCAGCAGCAGUACAGAAAGCAGUAGUAGCUCUUCCUAUUCCUUUUCUCCCAAGAGAAAGAAAAAGUGGAGCCGUAGCAGAUCCCCCUCCCGUAAAACUAGACGGACAAGCAGAAGCCAAAGUUACACUCGCAGGCACAGAAGGGAAAGGAGCAGAAGCCGUGAUCGACUCAGAAGAAACAGUAGAAAUGGGAGUUGGGAAAGACACAGGCAUCGUAGUGGGUCCCGAAACAGAAGAAGUGGAGAUAGGCAUAGAAGUAGAAGCAAGAGUGAUGUCAAGCGUGUAAGUCGCAGUAGGAGCAAGGAAAGACGUAGGAGUCCUGAAAGGCGUAGGAGUCAUAGCAGAGGGAGGAUAAGACAAAGGGGAAGUAGUAAAGACAGGGAUAGGAAAAAAAAUAGGAAUGGAAGUUCAGAGCGGGUUAAAAAGAGAGAGGAGAAGAAAAGGGAAAAAGAGAAGGAUCAGGACAAAAAGAAAGACAAACAGAGAAAGGAUAAGCAAAAGGAGGAUAAAGACAGCUGUAAGUCCAGCAGUCAAGAUGAGAGUAAGUUGAAGCGGAAGAGGGAGUCAGAGCGGACUUAUGCACACAGUAGCUCCAGUAAACUGCCACAACAAUAUUCCAGGCAGGAUAGCAAGUCCAGCAAGAAAGGAUCUACAAAGGAUGGUAAAAAGUAUUCUGACACCGAAUCUAGUGCAAGGAGCAGCUCACAUUCUCCAGUUAGCAGCAGAGAGAAGAAGGCAAAGAAAUCGAAACGCAGUCGCUCAAGAUCAGUGGAAAAAUCUCAAAGGUCUGGUAAGAAGGCAAGCCGCAAACACAAGUCUAAGUCACGAUCAAGGUCGAGGACACCCAAUAAUCGUAAGCAUUAAGGGG
Messenger RNA from Chiloscyllium plagiosum (whitespotted bambooshark), 1924 nucleotides. NCBI's taxonomy places the organism in Eukaryota, Metazoa, Chordata, Chondrichthyes, Orectolobiformes, Hemiscylliidae. The record is from RefSeq and is a predicted model, not a curated record.